AUGAUUGCUAGGAGAUCAACAGUCUCUUUCAAUGGAACUCUACAUACUAUUAGUCCUAAGGGAAUAUCCUUUGUUGACUUUUGUCAGAUUGAUAGCGCUACCAACUCCAACAUUGUUGCCUCUUUCAACAGUUCACUCUACUUUGAGAACACCAUAUUCAACAUGAAGGGUUCAGUAGUAGUACGUGACUUUGCCAAAGUAAUAUUCUCUGGCCUUAUCCUUCCAGUUAGAAGAUUGACAAUCAAACUCUACGAUCAUUCCACAAUCCACUAUCGCUUCAAGUCUCCAUGGGAUUCCAUGCCCUCCAAGUUAGCCGCAGACCUUAACGAUGGCAUCCCAUCCGACACUCCAGCUGCCAAUGAACCAAUAUCCUUUGAACUGAAUGGUAACUCCAACUUUCAAGUUGAGGGACAUACACUUAAGGAUGUUAGCAUUGUUAAUACUGCCAAUGGAUCAAUUACAAUGAAGAGUGUAGAGUUGGUCAACAGUACUAUAUCAAGUACGACUCCAAUCAAGACUUCAAACAAUGUUCAUCUAAAUGGUGCCUCCAUCGUUGGUCACAUAAAUAAUGAUGGUAGUCUAUCCGGUGUUGGUCAGAUCUCUGGAACUGUUUCCAACAAUGGUAACAUUGGUUCAGUGUCACAAGUCACCAAGCUGACAAUCAAUGGAAAGGUCAUGUCAUCACCAGAUAGUACAAUCAACAUGGUCAUCAAUCCAGAUGAGGCCUCACAUAUUACUAUCACUGAUUCAUGGGAUGCCCAGGGUACUAUUCAAGUCAGAGUCAAUGGUAAUGUCACUGGUGAUGCCGAGGGAAAGGAGUUUACAUUGUUCAGUGUGGGACAGAACAGUCCUGGACUGGGCUCUGCAAAGGUCAGUGUUGUGUUUGACAGUGAUAAGCCAAGUAAUCGCUACACCAUCCAUCAAUCAAGUGAUGGACUUCAGCUAUCUAUGAGAGUAUACCAAAAUGAUCAAGUAAUGAUGUCACCCAUGUACCUUGGUAUUGCAAUCGCCGGUGCCUCAGUCCUUGUUUUAUCCAUUGCUGGUGUCUCCAUCUACUUGAUCAAGAGACGUAGGAAUAGAGCUGUCUCCUCCGACAUCGUACUAGUUGUUCCUCCAUCAGCGGUUGCCAUCAAUGUUGUUGAGGAGGUAUCAUCUGUCAACACGCCUUGA
Molecule: messenger RNA, 1170 nt
Organism: Acytostelium subglobosum LB1
Lineage: Eukaryota; Evosea; Eumycetozoa; Acytosteliales; Acytosteliaceae
Exons: 3
Coding region: 1-1170 (389 amino acids)
Source: RefSeq, a predicted model, not a curated record